AUGUCUGAACCCGUCGCCAACGAUGCCGCGCCGGGCAGCUUCGACCUGGAGCAGGCCAGGACUGCCUUGACGUCGUCCUCAACCACGGUCCGAAUCGCCCAGCUGCGCGCAAUUGACGAGAAGAUAUCGCAUAACUCCCUUGACCGGCCAGCCCUUCUUGGCCUGCUGAAGGUCCUCUUUUGGACCCAUACCUUCUACGCCGACCGUCCGUCUCGCCGGGCUGUUCAGAAAUGCCUGACAUCGAUCACAAAGUGCUCUGAAGCCGAGUCCUUCGUGCCCCCACUCGUUGCAGCCAUCCGCCAAGAGGCUCAGAAGCAGGCUAUCGCCCAAGCCAACUCCUUUGCCCUAGUAGAAUGGUGCAGCUUGCUUAUCCAGAACCUCGCCGGUACUUCGUUGUGGGAAAAGUGUAGCAAAGACCUCGUGCUCGCGACCGCCGAUGCCCUGGAGAAGUCGUUGCAGCCGACAGCAAGGGGGUCAGUAGGCCAUUCAGCCCUGGUUAUUACCCGGAGAGGGUUCCGGAAGCUCGUUCAAGCCGAUCAAGCGGCCGUAAGCACGGCGAUCGGAGUUCUUGCCGCGAAGGAUGCCAAGCCGACGGCAAAGAACUCGGUGCUGCUUGGCGUUAUUGCUGGCGUCUGCGCUCGACAGCCGGAAGCUAAGGCUGUCGUGGAGGACCUUAAAGGCCAAUACUUCACUUUCUACGCUCGCGAGAUCAUUGGCUCUCGAACAGCGCUGCCGUCACACAUCGCUGAUGGCCUUCACGACUUCUUUGCCGCCUUUGUCUCCCUGGAGGACCUCGACAAGGAGGUCUUCCCGGCUAUCGAGAAGGGUUUGCUGCGUGCGCCAGAGGUUGUGCUGAAUGACCUCAUCACUCCUUUGGUCAAGGCACUUCCCAAACUCGACCUGUCCAAGGCUCUGAACAGCCGCUUUGUUAAACCCCUGCUCUCCAACAUCAAGUCUUCCAACGCUGUUAUUCGCAGUGGAGCCGUCAGGGCUUUUCGGGAGAUUGCUACUGUAUGCCGGGAUUUUGCGGAUCUGGAGAAGACUGCAGAUGAAGUGCUUGGCCCUCUGAAGACCAACAAGUUGGCUUCUGCGGAUCACAGGGUGUUGCAUUCUGAGAUGCUAAGCGGACUGCCGCUGUCGGCAUCUAUUGCUACUAAGAUUGCCACAGGCCUUCCUGCUGUCACAAGUAAAGAGGCUAACGAGGCAGCUUUGAGUGCCGAGACCCUCGCGCUGAACGCCAGUGCUCUGUUCCUCCUCCGGACUCCGGAGGUGCCUAAGGCGCUUCUUGAUGCGUAUGUAAAGGGCUUGGGUGACAAGAAGGUAUCCUCUCGGCGGAUAUGGAUCCUCCGUACGGGUGAUCUGUUGCAAGCCUUUGCCCAGGAAGCUGAGCUUCCAGCUGGCUUUGUGGCCUUUGCCGAGGCUGUCGUGCCGUCACUUCUUACUAUCUUUAACGAGGUUGUGGCGAAUCCUACUGCCGCUGUCCAAAGUGGACUUGUUACUGGCGCCCUGGUGGUGGCUGGCCUUUCGGGCCUGCUCCAACGGCUCGAGAACGCGAACAUCCAGGCCCUGCUAAAGAAAGCGGCUGUCCAGAAGAACAGCCUUAUACUCGAUCCGAAGCCUUCUUUUGUGCUGAGCCAGCGUCUAUACAGCAAGUAUCCUGAAGAUGAUUUGAAGUGGUUCUGCCGCGCUUUGUCUGCCAUCGUGGAGGGUUUGCUCUCCAGUAGCGACGCGAUCAAGCUUGCUUGGACUCAGGCCUUUAUCUUCCUUAUCUGCUCUGCCACAACUCCUUCUGCUGUCCGCAGGCAAGCCAUUGAUGCCCUCUCUGAUCUUUCUGCACGUUCUCUUAAGCCUGGAUGCCAAUUUGUGGCUACGGAGAUUAUUAAGGGCCUGUGGCACUGGAUCGCAACCAGCGAAGCUGCCGAGAAGGAGAGCGCCGCAGUGCUGGCUAAGUCAGGCACGUCGAACCUUCACCUAGUGCUAAAAGCGAUCUGCCUUAGCCCGGCUGAGCUCAAUCGGAGAUCAGGCGGUGAUGUUGACAAGGCGCAGCUCCAGGCUCAGAUGUGCUCUCUCCUUGUGUUGGCAAAGCAGCAGCUCAUUCCACGCGCUAGCUGGAUUGAUCUCUGCUUGAAGGUUCAGGUUGACCCUGGCCAACUCGCAAAGGACCAUGAAGAUGCACUGAUCGAUGAAAUCGUCCGGUGCACCGGCCAUGAACAAAAGUCCGAAGCUACGAAGCAGGCAGCCUACAGUGCUGCUGCCGAGCUUGUCUUUGUCUCCCCUGAGAACAUGACCUCUCGGAUCGUUGCUCUUAUCCAAGACGACCUUGAUGCUGCUGUAGUGUCAACAGUUGGCCCACUCGAAGCGGCCAUCUUCCGCACUCCUGAGGGCACGACGUUUGUUGAUGUCCUGGCCAAGAGGCAGAAUGUGGUUCCGAACAAAAACGUCAAGGACUAUGAUUUGCUCAAGUGGGAAGAAGAACUCAGGCAACAGCUGGCUGAGAAGAAGGGCAUACAAAAGAAGCUUACGGCUGAGGAACAGGCAAAGGUCAGUGCACAGCUCAAGAAGGAGGCCGAGAUCCGUGAGAACGUUCGCAAGAUUGCUGCCAAACUUCUCCGCGGGUUUGGUGUCGUCAAGGCUCUUGCUACUGGGCCGCCGACGGAUGCUACCCGCUGGAUGGGUGCUGCCGUUUCUUCGACUUUGGCCGCCAUCAAUGCUGGCGCUACCCGCAUCACUGGUGAGACUGGGCCACUGGCUUUCGUUUCUCUGUCUGAGCAGAUCACCUCUCGCAUCGGAUCUUUCAUUCGUCCCUUCAUGGGUGUGGCUACUCUGCGCGCCUAUGAGGUGACGGCUCUUCCAGAGAACCUGACGGAGGAGCCGUUCGAGGAGCUCAUCACCCGUGUGCUGUACCGUUUGCGCUUCGUGGGCGAGCAACGUCCUCUCGACACUGUCAGCCUGAUCUACGUCCUUCCGCUUGUUCUCUACGUGCUCGAGAAAGGUGGCUUCGCCAAGGACGCUGAUGAGAAGGAUGCUCAGCUGGUUCUUGCCAUUGAGAUCCUGUCUUUUCAUACCGAUGUCGCUUUUGACGAGGCUCUUCCUCGCGCUGAGAUUCUGUCCAGCCUGAUCUCGUCUAUGCAGAAGUACAGCCAGCACUACAAGAUCCUCAAGGACUGCUUCUCGGACAUGGUCCGCUGUAUCGCCCCGAAUAUCAGCCCUGCCGAGAUUGGCGUCCUGGCUCGUGGCGCAAUUGUUCCACAGACGAGCGUCCGGACUGCCGUGCUGCAGGCUAUCAGCGCCGAUGUCGACAUGAGCGAUGUCAACGCUUCUGAGGAGAUCUGGCUCGCCUGCCACGACGAUAUUGAUGAGAACGCUGAGCUCGGCCGUGAAAUUUGGGAGGAGAGCGAGUGGAAGACCUCCGAGGAGCUGGGGCAUAAGAUGAUUCCUUACCUGGAGAGCAAGGAUGUUCAACUACGUCGUGCUGCUGCUAAGUCUCUUGCAGAGGUCGCUGGUCAGCAUCCUGAUGUGGUGGCACCUAUCCUUGAGAAGCUGCGCGAGUCUUACGUUGAGCUGGCCAAGCCGCGUGUGCAACAGCUGGAUGAGUUUGGUAUGCCCAAGAAGAUGGAUCUCUCCGAUCCUUGGGAGGCUCGCCAUGGUAUCGCUCUUGCCUUCAAGGGUCUUGCUCCUCACCUCGAGAAGCGCCAGCUCGAGCCCUACUUCAACUUCCUCAUCGAGCAGGGUCCUUUGGGUGACCAGAGUGCUGGUGUCCGUGCUGAGAUGCUCGAGGCUGCUAACAUGACCAUCGAGAUCCACGGCAAGGAGAUCCUUGACCGCCUGAUGAAGACAUUUGAGAAGGUCCUUGAAGCCCCUGACAAGAACUCGGAAGCAGCUGACCGUGUCAACGAGGCUGUCAUCAUCAUGUACGGUGCACUUGCUCGCCAUUUGAAGCCGGGUGAUAAGAAGAUCCCGGUUGUUAUCGAGCGGUUACUUGCCACUCUCAGCACACCUUCGGAAGCUGUGCAGUAUGCCAUUGCUGAGUGCCUGCCCCCUCUUGUCCGCACCUGUGCCGACAAGUCGUCCAAGUACUUCGAUGAAAUGAUGGAGAUCCUCUUGACGUCCAAGAAGUACUCCGAGCAGCGCGGUGCGGCAUAUGGUCUGGCUGGCCUUGUGCUCGGCCGGGGUAUCAAUGUCCUUAAGGAGUAUCGCAUCAUGACCCAGCUCAACUCCGCGCUGGAGAACAAGAAGGAAAUCCGUCAGCGUGAGUCAGCUAUGAUUGCUUACGAGCUCCUGUCUACCAUCCUUGGCCGUCUGUUCGAGCCAUACGUCAUCCAGAUCGUGCCACAGCUACUGGCUGGCUUCGGUGAUGGCAAUGCCGAUGUCCGUGAAGCUGCUUUGGCGGCGGCCAAGGCCUGCUUCGCGAAGCUCAGCUCGUACGGUGUUAAGCAGAUCCUCCCGACGCUCCUUAAUGGUCUUGAUGAUGACCAAUGGCGUAGCAAGAAGGGUGCCUGCGACCUACUUGGUGCCAUGGCUUACCUUGAUCCUCAGCAGCUUGCCCAGAACUUGCCCGAGAUCAUCCCACCUCUGACGGCCGUGCUCAAUGACAGUCACAAAGAAGUGCGGGCAGCUGCCAACAGGAGCUUGAAGCGCUUCGGCGAGGUCAUCACCAACCCUGAAAUCAAGAGUCUCAUCGAUAUUCUCCUCAAGGCCCUUAGCGACCCAACCAAGUACACCGACGACGCCUUGGAUGCCCUCAUCAAGGUCCAGUUCGUGCAUUACCUCGAUGCGCCGUCCCUGGCUCUCGUCAGCCGGAUCCUUCAGCGUGGUUUGGGCGACCGGUCCAACACCAAGCGCAAGGCUUCCCAGGUUAUCGGCAGUCUGGCGCAUCUCACCGAGCGCAAGGAUCUUAUUGCUCACCUGCCGGUGCUCGUGGCCGGCCUCAAGGUUGCUGUCGUGGACCCUGUUCCGACUACACGCGCCACGGCUUCUCGUGCUCUUGGGUCGCUUGUCGAAAAGCUGGGUGAGGAUGCUUUACCGGAUCUCAUUCCCAAUCUCAUGCAGACCCUCAAGUCCGACACCAGCGCUGGCGACCGCCUUGGCUCUGCUCAGGCUCUCAGCGAGGUCCUCGCUGGUCUGGGUACUUCGAGACUGGAGGAGACCCUGCCAACCAUCCUGCAGAACGUCGAGUCCCCCAAGCCUGCCGUUCGCGAAGGUUUCAUGUCGUUGUUCAUCUUCUUGCCCGUCUGCUUCGGUAACAGCUUUGCCAAUUAUCUCGGAAAGAUCAUUCCUCCAAUCCUUUCUGGCUUGGCCGAUGAUGUCGAGUCCAUUCGAGAGACAGCUUUGCGUGCAGGUCGUCUGUUGGUCAAGAACUUCGCUGUUCGCGCUGUCGACUUGCUGCUGCCUGAGCUCGAGCGUGGCUUGGCCGAUGACAACUACCGCAUUCGUCUCAGCUCCGUGGAGCUUGUUGGUGAUCUUCUCUUCAACCUUGCUGGUGUUAAGGCCUCGGCAAACAAGGAAGAAGACGAGGCGGAUCAGGAUAUUACCAAGGAAGCUGGUGCUUCUCUACGCGAGGUUCUUGGAGAGGAGAAGCGCAACAAGAUUCUCUCGGCUUUGUACGUGUGCCGUUGCGAUACCGCAGGCGCCGUCCGCGCUGCUGCUGUCACUGUCUGGAAGCAGCUUGUUCACAGCCCAAGAACACUCAAGGAGCUCGUGCCUACGCUCACCCAGCUGCUCAUCAAGCGCCUUGGCAGCUCCAAUAUGGAGCACAAGGUCAUCGCUAGCAACGCUUUGGGCGAGCUCAUCAAGAAGGCCGGCGAUGGCGUCCUGGCUACGCUGCUCCCUACUCUUGAGGAGGGCUUGCAGACGUCCCGGGAUGUCAACGCCAAGCAGGGUAUCUGCCUUGCUCUCAAGGAGCUCAUCUCCUCGGCUUCUCCAGAGGCUCUCGAGGACCACGAGAAGACUCUCAUCUCGGUUGUUCGUACGGCGCUCACCGACUCCGACUCGGAUGUCCGCGAAGCCGCUGCAGAAGCGUUCGACUCGCUGCAGCAGAUCAUUGGUAAACGGGCUAUCGACCAGGUUCUGCCCUUCCUCCUUAACUUGCUCCGCUCCGAGGAGGAGGCGAACAACGCUCUGGCGGCCUUGCUUACACUGCUUACCGAGCCUACUCGGGCCAACAUCAUCUUGCCCAACCUCAUCCCUACCCUCAUCACGCCGCCCAUUUCGGCUUUCAAUGCCAAGGCUCUGGCUUCGUUGUCCAAGGUGGCUGGUGCUGCUAUGAACAGGCGCCUGCCCAACAUCAUCAAUUCUCUUAUGGACAACAUUGUCGGCUGCGCCGACGAGACCCUCCGCGAGGAGCUGGACACUUCGUUCGAUACUGUCAUACUGUCUAUUGACGACACCGAUGGUCUUAACGUGGUCAUGAACGUACUGCUUCAGCUCAUCAAGCACGAAGACCACCGCAAAAGAGCAGCUACCGGCCGUCACCUCGCCAAAUUCUUCUCUGCUGCUACCGUCAACUACUCGAGGUACAACCAGGACAUCAUUCGUGCUCUGCUUAUCUCCUUCGAUGACAAGGACAUGGAGGUUGUCAAGGCCUCGUGGAACGCGCUCAACGAGUUCACCAAGCGGCUUAAGAAGGAGGAGAUGGAGGGCCUGGUCAUCUCAACCCGCCAGACGCUGCUCCAAGUUGGCGUGGCCGGCCGCGAGCUGGCUGGUUUCGAGCUGCCGAAGGGCAUCAACGCCAUCCUACCUAUCUUCUUGCAGGGUCUCAUGAACGGUACUGCCGAGCAGAGAGUAGCAGCCGCUUUAGGCAUCUCGGAUAUCGUCGACAGGACGACCGAGGCCUCACUCAAGCCAUUCGUCACGCAAAUCACGGGUCCGCUUAUUCGUGUUGUCUCGGAGCGUUCGACGGAGGUCAGAUCGGCCAUUCUGCUUACCCUCAACCAUCUGCUCGAGAAGAUGCCUACCGCGCUCAAGCCGUUCUUGCCACAGCUCCAGCGCACAUUUGCCAAAUCCCUUGCAGAUACUUCGAGCGAGAUCUUGCGCAGCCGCGCAGCUCGUGCCCUGGGCACCCUCAUCAAGUACACGCCGCGUGUUGAUCCACUGAUUGCUGAGCUUGUUACCGGCUCCAAGACGACGGAUGCCGGUGUCAAGACGGCCAUGCUCAAGGCCCUCUACGAGGUCAUCAGCAAGGCGGGCUCCAACAUGGGCGAGAGCUCGCGUGCAGCUGUCUUGGGCCUGAUUGACAUGGAGCCUGAUGAGAAUGACAAGGCCAUGACCAUUACGAACGCUAAGCUGUUUGGCGCGCUGAUGAAGAACGUCCCGGCUGAUAUGGCCGUUGGCCUGCUUAAGAAUAGGGUCAUGGUCAGGGAGUUUACUACCUCGAGUGUGCUUGCGCUCAAUGCUGUGCUCCUGGAAAGCCCUAGCUCGCUGCUAGACUCGCCGCUGGCGGAGGACCUGCCGGAGCUGCUGUGCCAGGGCAUCGAAAGCAAAGAUGCCUUCAUCGCCGACAACUUCAUCAUGGCUACCGGCAAGUACCUCCUCCACGACUCACCUAAGGCGUUCGAGACGACCAAGGCCAUCUUCACCAGCCUUGCCAAGCUCAUCCCACCCGGCAAUCCCGGUGACUCGCGCCGCUUGUCCCUCGUCCUGGUCCGCACGAUGGCUCGCAAGCAACCCGACAUGGUGCGCCCGCACCUGUCGCUACUCGCGCCGCCAAUCUUCUCGUCCGUCCGGGACAUGGUUAUCCCCGUCAAAUUGGCGGCCGAGGCAGCCUUCGUGCAGCUGUUUGCUGUCGCGGAUGAGGAAAGCAAGGUGUUUGACAAGUGGAUUACGGCCGCGACGGAUUUGGCGCCUAAUGUCAAGCGGAGCAUGCAGGAUUACUUUAAGCGUGUGACGCUCAGGCUGGGUGCCCAGGCUAGGGAGAGGAGAGAGGCUGAAGGCGGUGCUGGAACACUUGGUUUGUCGGCUGAUGAGGUGGAGGAUGAGAAGGAGCUUAUGGCGGUUGGGAAGCCUCGGGUCUCUUGGAACCGCAACCCGGAAAAGCUCAAAAAGCCGAGAGCACAGAGUGAAGUGGACCCCGGGCCAGUACCACUAAAGACUGUGGCACGUGCUAGGCAGAAAUCAUUCAAGAUGGUUAACCUGAGGACCCAGAAGCGCCUGGCGGCGUCGGUGUUGGGCUGCGGCGAGGGCAAAGUUUGGCUGGACCCCAACGAGGUCAGCGAGAUUUCGAACGCCAACUCCCGCCAGAGCAUCCGCAAGCUCGUCGCCGAUGGCCUCAUCAUCAAGAAGCCUGUGACGAUGCACUCGCGCUCCCGCGCGCGCGAGCUCAACCUUGCUCGCCGCAUCGGCCGCCACCGCGGCUUCGGUAAGCGCAAGGGUACCGCUGAUGCCCGUAUGCCUCAGCAGGUCCUCUGGAUGCGCCGCCAGCGCGUCCUCCGCCGCCUCCUGGUCAAGUACCGCGCCAGCGGCAAGAUUGACAAGCACCUCUACCACGAGCUUUACCACCUCGCCAAGGGUAACACCUUCAAGCACAAGCGCGCGCUUGUCGAGCACAUCCACCGUGCUAAGGCUGAGAAGGCCCGUGAGAGGCAGAUUAAGGAGGAGAUGGACGCCAAGCGCGCGCGGACUAAGGCUGCUCGCGAGCGCAAGCAGGAGAGGCAGGCGGCAAAGCGGAACGCUCUUCUGGGCGAGGAGGAGGAGUCCAAGUAG
Thermochaetoides thermophila DSM 1495 is the source of this 8697-nucleotide messenger RNA. RefSeq lists its product as uncharacterized. Gene Ontology annotation, biological process: regulation of translation; translation; cellular response to amino acid starvation. The record is from RefSeq and is a predicted model, not a curated record. The transcript has 9 exons. Gene Ontology annotation, molecular function: structural constituent of ribosome; protein kinase regulator activity. Lineage: Eukaryota; Fungi; Ascomycota; Sordariomycetes; Sordariales; Chaetomiaceae. The coding region runs from base 1 to 8697 and encodes 2898 amino acids. Gene Ontology annotation, cellular component: ribosome; cytosolic large ribosomal subunit; cytosol.